AACAAUUAAAUCAGAAACCUCCUGUUUGUUUUAGAUCAAAGAUGUCUCUAAGUAAUAGAGAUCCUCUUGUGGUAGGGAGAGUUGUAGGAGACGUUCUUGAGUGUUUUACAAGAUCAAUCGAUCUAAAGGUUACUUAUGGCCAACGAGAGGUGACAAAUGGGUUGGAUCUAAGGCCUUCUCAAGUUCUGAACAAGCCAAGAGUUGAGAUUGGUGGAGAAGACCUAAGGAACUUCUACACUUUGGUUAUGGUGGAUCCAGAUGUUCCAAGUCCUAGCAACCCUCACCUCCGAGAAUAUCUUCACUGGUUGGUGACUGAUAUCCCAGCGACAACUGGAACAAACUUUGGAAAUGAGAUUGUGUCUUACGAGAGUCCAAGGCCCAACUCGGGUAUUCAUCGCAUCGUGCUGGUAUUGUUCCGACAGCUCGGUAGGCAGACAGUGUAUGAACCCGGGUGGCGCCAACAAUUCAACACUCGUGAGUUUGCUUCCCUAUACAAUCUCGGCCUUCCCGUGGCUGCGGUUUUCUACAAUUGUCAGAGGGAGAGUGGCUGCGGAGGACGAAGAAGUUAGAUGAGCCUCUUCUUUUAAUAACCAUGAUUGCACACUCAUAAUGAGAUUUAUGCAUCUACAGUCUUAUAAGAAGCCUUUUACUAUACGAGCAAUGAACGGUGAUAAUAAAUAUAGUAGUUUUAUAUGUAUUAAAUAAAUCCGAGGGGGAGUGUUUUUAUUUAUAUGGUAUGUGAUGCAAUAUUUUAUAUCA
Messenger RNA from Raphanus sativus (radish), 759 nucleotides. RefSeq names its product protein FLOWERING LOCUS T. NCBI's taxonomy places the organism in Eukaryota, Viridiplantae, Streptophyta, Magnoliopsida, Brassicales, Brassicaceae. The coding region runs from base 42 to 569 and encodes 175 amino acids. The transcript is spliced from 4 exons. The record is from RefSeq and is a predicted model, not a curated record.